This is a messenger RNA of Cutaneotrichosporon oleaginosum, 465 nucleotides long. RefSeq lists its product as uncharacterized. The record is from RefSeq and is a predicted model, not a curated record. Lineage: Eukaryota; Fungi; Basidiomycota; Tremellomycetes; Trichosporonales; Trichosporonaceae. Gene Ontology annotation, molecular function: carbon-sulfur lyase activity.
AUGGUGCAAACAGGCCGGUGUAACUGCGGCGCGAUUGGGUACGAGCUAGAUGAAGAUGUCAACCAAGCCACCAUCUGCUAUUGCAAGACGUGCCAGCGCUCCUCGUCUUCGCACUCACUCAACUUCCGCGUCGAGCUCGACAGCAUCCGUGUGACGCGCGGCGAGCCCAAAGCGUGGGACAGCAACGUCUCGGGCUCCGGCAUGCCCAUUCGUCGCGUCUUCUGCCGCGAGUGCGGCACAAAUCUAUGGAGCGAGCCGUCGAGCUUUGAGGGCAAGGCGUUUGUGAGGGUUGGGACCCUCGACAACCCCGGUAACGGGAGUGUGCGGCUCGUUGGUGAGGUGUUCUGUGACCAGGCAUUCCGUCCUUUCGAACCUUGUCCAAACCUCGGCCAGGUUCAGUUCUCGCAGGCUGCGGGCAGCGCGCCUUUCCGGCAGCCCGAGCGGCGCGCUACUGCUCUCCAGUAG